Messenger RNA from Hyaena hyaena (striped hyena), 2147 nucleotides. RefSeq names its product WSC domain containing 1 (gene WSCD1). Bases 105 to 1832 code for a protein of 575 amino acids. Lineage: Eukaryota; Metazoa; Chordata; Mammalia; Carnivora; Hyaenidae. Gene Ontology annotation, molecular function: sulfotransferase activity. The transcript is spliced from 8 exons. The record is from RefSeq and is a predicted model, not a curated record.
UGGCCCCGGGGGACCGCAGGCUGGCGCCGGGAUGCGGGCGUGAGGCCCCCGGCGGCCCCGGGCGCCCCCCCGGCCGGGCGCUGGCAGCCCCGCCGCCCGGGGCCAUGGCCAAGCCGUCCUUCCGGCUCCAGAAGCUGCUUCGCCGCAUGCAGUUCCUGAUCCUCUUCCUCACGGCCGCCUACCUGAUGGCGGGCAGCGUGCUGCUGCUGCAGCGAGCCCGCGGGGCCCUGCCGCCCGCGCCCCGCGCCCCCGGCCCCCUGCAGGCGCUGCCCGUGGCCGCCGUGGCGCUGGGCGUGGGCCUGCUGGACAGCCGGGCGCUGCAGGGGCCCCGCGUCGGCCCCGACCUGCUGCUCGGCGUGGACGUGCUGCGGAGACCCCCCGCCCGGGCCCGGCCCCACUCCCGCUGGCUCCGGCCCCGCGGCAACGAGCCGCACCCGCCGCGGCGAGGCUGGUUCCACCACCUCAUGGGCGACCCCCAGGGCCCGCCCGCCCCGCGCCCACAGGCCCCCGGGCCGGCCGCCGGCAGCCCAGGCACAUACGUCGGGUGCUUCAGUGACAGUGGCCGGGACAGAACCCUGAAGGGGGCCGUGUUUUUCGACUUGAGGAAGAUGACCGUCUCCCGCUGCCAGGACGCGUGCGCUGAGCGGUCAUACGUCUACGCGGGCUUGGAGGCGGGGGCGGAGUGCUACUGCGGGAACCGGCUCCCCGUGACCAGCGUCGGGCCGGAGGCCUGUAACCACGAGUGCAAAGGGGAGAAGGGCUCGGCGUGCGGGGGCGUCGGCCGGCUGUCGGUGUACCGCGUGCAAGAGCUGCAGCCCAGCUCCAGGAAGCGGAGGACCGUCGCGUACCGCGGGUGCUUCCGACUGCCGGAGAACGGCACCCACAGCUUCCCCGACUCCCUGGCGCAGCCCAACGCCACCGUGGAGGCCUGCUCGGGCUUCUGUUCCCAGAAGGAGUUCCCGCUGGCCGUCCUGCGGGGCUGGGACUGCUACUGCGCCUACCCCACGCCCCAGUUCAGCCUGCGGGACGCCGCGGACGGCUCGCUGUGCGGCCGGGGGCCCGAGGCCCGGAGGCUGGCCGAGUACUGCGAGGUCUACCAGACGCCCGUGCAGGACACCCGCUGCACGGACCGCAGGUUCCUGCCGGCCAAGUCCAAGGUGUUCGUGGCUUUGUCCAGCUUCCCCGGGGCCGGGAACACGUGGGCGCGGCACCUCAUCGAGCACGCCACCGGCUUCUACACCGGCAGCUACUACUUUGACGGGACGCUGUACAACAAAGGGUUCAAGGGCGAGAAGGACCACUGGCGGAGCCGGCGCACCAUCUGCGUGAAGACCCACGAGAGCGGCCGCAGGGAAAUCGAGAUGUUCGACUCGGCCAUCCUGCUGAUCCGGAACCCGUACAGGUCCCUGGUGGCCGAGUUCAACCGCAAGUGCGCCGGCCACCUGGGCUACGCGGCCGACCGCAACUGGAAGAGCAAAGAGUGGCCGGACUUCGUCAACAGCUACGCGGCCUGGUGGUCGUCGCACGCGCUGGACUGGCUGCGCUUCGGGAAGCGGCUGCUGGUGGUGCACUACGAGGAGCUGCGCCGCAGCCUGGUGCCCACGCUGCGCGCCAUGGUGGCCUUCCUCAACGUGUCCGUGAGCGAGGAGCGCCUGCUCUGCGUGGAGAACAACAAAGAGGGCAGCUUCCGGCGGCGCGGCCGGCGCCCCCACGACCCCGAGCCCUUCACCCCCGAGAUGAGGGCUCUCAUCGACGGCUACAUCCGGACAGUGGACCGGGCGCUGCGCGAGCGCGGCGGGGCGGGGCUGCCGGGCGAGUACGUGCCCAGAUGACGGCCCGGCGACCUCGCCGGGGGACCCUGAACCCCCGAGGCCGCGGGGUGCGCACCCGCCACGGGGUGCCCGGUUAGCGCACACGCAGGCUUGCCGGCGCCCGGCUUUCCCGCUUCCGGCCCCGCCGCAGACUCGUGCCCGGACGCCAGGCGGGCAGCGGGCACCCUGCGGGGGUGUGAGCUCGCAGGCGCCGCGGGGCUUUGUGACCCUGACUGCACGUCUGAUGCCCGGUGACCACGUGUGGGGAGACGGCCAGGCGCCGCCGUCCACGGCUGCCUCUCCCCUCCCCGCGGACCGGCUGGGGGCGGGACAGAG